AUGCCUGAACAUCGCGAAAAAGCAACACUCGGCCGUGUGCGUCUUCAAGAUGAGACAACAGGGGCUACGCUCCUUGUGCCCCAACCGUCGUCCGACCCUAAUGACCCUCUUAACUGGUCAAAGCCAUUCAAGGCCUAUGUUGCCAUACUUACUUGUCUGGCCCUACUCUGGGUCAAUUUCUUUGCAGCUGGCCCCUCAGCGGUUAUGGUCGAAAUAGUAAUCGACCUCUACAAAGCGUAUCCCCCGGGCCCCAGCAACCCCGCCACCCUGACCCCCGCGGCGACAGCAGCAUUUUCGUCAGCGGUGACCAAGGUGGCCCUACUCUUUUCUACGGCAUCACUCGCCGCUGGUGUGUGCAACCUCAUGUGGGUUCCCCUCGCCGUCAAAUACGGCCGUCGCACGGUGUAUACUUGCUCCUUUCUCGUUUUUGGGCUUUGCUGCGUCUGGGCGGCAAAGGCUACCUCGUACACUAGCCUCAUCGCUGCAAGGAUCAUAGCAUCUUGGUUUGCAGGCAGCGCCGAGUGCGUCGCUCCCAUUACGAUUGCCGAUGUGUUUUUCCUUCAUGAAAGGGGUCAAAUGACAGCGGUCUACUCGGCCGCACUCUCGUCUGGUGCCUCUCUGGGGUCUCUCGUCGCUGGAGUCAUGUCAGCCUCACAGAACUGGAGGACAUUCCACUACUUGUGCGCUGCUCUUGUUCUAUGCACGACAGCUUUAAUUUUCUUCACCAUGCCCGAAACCGCAUUUCAACGAGAUGCAGUCGGAUCCGACGAUGAGACAAAUGAUAAAGUCCCCGCAUUUUCCGAGGUGGAGAGCAUUCAGGUAGUCAACACCCCAAAGAAGAAAACUUUGAUCCAUCGGAUGGCGUUCCGUCGAUCUCCUCUCACUCAUGAGUCAAUCUGGAAGAUUGCGUUGCGUCCAAUGACCGUGAUAUGGAUCCCCUCCGUUCUUUGGUCGACAGUUGCCUUCGGUAUAGGAAUCGGGAUUUUCGUCGUCGUGUCCACCACCGCCGCAACCGCUUAUACACAGAUUUAUCACUUUACCAACUGGCAAGUCGGCUUGGUCUGGAUCGCGAGCAUCAUCGGUAACGUGCUGGGCAUGCCAUUUGGUGGAUACUUUUCAGACUGGGUAGCCAGCCGCGCUACUUCGAAGAAUGGUGGCAUUCGCGAGCCGGAAAUGCGUCUUCCUGCUGUGAGCGUCGCCAUGUUCUCCUACCCGGCAUCACUCCUUCUCUAUGGCCUGGGUAUCAAUUACAAAGCGCAUUGGAUGGUUCCAACCCUGGGUAUCUUCCUCUUCUCUUUUGGGAGUAGUGCUGCAAUCGGUAUCAGUGUGGUUUAUACAAUUGACUGCUACAGGCCAAUUGCUGGGGAGAUUGUGGUGGCCCAGGUUGCCUUUAAAUCAAUCGUCACAUUUCUCAUGUCCUUCUACGCAAAUGCUUGGAUCGAUACGAGUGGCUAUACAGGGGCCUUUGGAACCAUGGCUGGGUUUAGUUUCUUCGUCUUGGCCCUCUGGCUUCCGCUGUAUAUAUGGGGCAAAAGGAUUCGUCACGCUACUCUCAAAUGGCGCAUCAUGAGACUGGCUCACUGGGAUUCGGACAGGGAGACAGGAGAAUAG
Aspergillus puulaauensis is the source of this 1611-nucleotide messenger RNA. RefSeq lists its product as uncharacterized. Bases 1 to 1611 code for a protein of 536 amino acids. The transcript is spliced from 5 exons. Lineage: Eukaryota; Fungi; Ascomycota; Eurotiomycetes; Eurotiales; Aspergillaceae. Gene Ontology annotation, biological process: transmembrane transport. Gene Ontology annotation, molecular function: transmembrane transporter activity. The record is from RefSeq and is a predicted model, not a curated record.